This is a messenger RNA of Pseudoliparis swirei, 1523 nucleotides long. It is a transcript of the gene plin2, whose product is annotated as perilipin 2. Lineage: Eukaryota; Metazoa; Chordata; Actinopteri; Perciformes; Liparidae. Gene Ontology annotation, biological process: lipid storage; positive regulation of triglyceride storage. The transcript is spliced from 8 exons. The record is from RefSeq and is a predicted model, not a curated record. Gene Ontology annotation, cellular component: lipid droplet; cytosol. The coding region runs from base 121 to 1422 and encodes 433 amino acids.
CUAUUCGUGUCUGUUAAGUUUCUUUGUAAACUCCUGGAACAACAUCCACCACGGGGACGAUCGUAUUAUACUGUAAUAACUACUGGAAUACGUUUUUUUUAUCUUCUUCUCCCAGCAGACAUGGCAGCAGCUGCAACUAUUGCACAUCAGAAUGUGGUGGAGAGGGUGACCCGCCUUCCUCUGGUGAGCUCCACCUACUGCCUGGUGUCCAGCGUGUACUCCAACACCAAGGACAGCCACCCUUACAUCCGGACCUUGUGCGAGGUGGCGGAGCAAGGCGUCCGGACCAUCACCCACGUGGCCCUCGCCAGUGCGUCCCCCAUCAUCGACAAGCUGGAGCCUCAGAUUUCCAUCGCCAACCACCUGGCCUGCAAAGGUCUGGACAAGAUUGAGAAAACCUUGCCGAUGCUUCAGCAGCCGCCUGAGCAGAUUAUCUCCAGCGCCAAGGAAGUGGUGUCAUGCACCGUGUCCGGUGCCAGGGACACGGUCUCCGACACUCUGACCAGCGUGGUGGACAAGACCCGGGCCGUGCUCAGCGGGAGCGUCAGCACAGUGCUGGACAGCAGAGUGGGCCGGCUGGUGAGCAGCGGCGUGGACACGGCGCUCAGUACUUCGGAGAGUCUGGUGGAGCAGUACCUGCCUUUGACGGAGGACGAGCUCGAGCUGGAGGUAAAAACUGUGAAAGGCUUCGACAACAAAGAGCCAAACUACUACGUCCGCCUGGGCUCCCUCUCCAGCAAGCUGCGCACGCGGGCCUACAGCAGGGCUGUGGCCAGAGUCAGAGAGGGCAAGCAGCGCAGCGUGAGCUUCAUCUCGGAGCUGAACUCCACCGUGGAGCUGAUUGAAUAUGGCAGAAAGAACAUCGACGUGGCCAACAAGAUGGUAAACGGCAAGCUGACCUCCCUGGUGGCGUGGAGGGCCAAUAGUCCACACCAGGAGCCCGGACAGGAGGCACAGGUCAUCGACCAUCGCACCUUGACCUUGGCACGCUCCCUCACGCAGCAGCUCCAGACCACCUGCCUGGGCCUCGUCGCCAGCCUGCAGGGGCUCCCCAACCACGUCCAGCGGGAGGUGCUCGCCCUCAGCCGCUCCGCCACGCACAUCUACUCCGGGUUCCACAAGGCCGCCGCGCUGGGAAACCUGCCAGACAGCGUGCUGACCGGCAGCAAAGUCCAGCUGGGCAGAAUCAAGGACUCCCUCGACCACGUCAUGGACUACCUGGUCAACAACACGCCGCUCAACUGGCUGGUCGGCCCCUUCUACCCCCGGAUGGCCCCGCAGCUGGACCACGCCGCCAGCAGCACGCCGGCGUGGUCCUCCAGCUGCCCCGCCGCCCAGUCGCAGCGAGAGGAGCCCAUGGAGGUGGAGAUGGAGACGCUUCACUCCCAGCAGCAGGAGGGAGGAACCGAUCCCUCCUGGUAGACGCCGCUUUAAGACUUUCUUGCUGAAAUGCUCGCCAAUCUAUAGAAACCUGUAGUCCUGUGUUUUCUACAUAACUACUGGAAUAAAAGUCAAUACAGUUA